AUGAUAUCUCGUGUGGCACGACGCGUACCCGUGCGUAUCGCACGUAAACAAGGAUCCAAUUCACUUCUUGGUCGUGUCUCGUUAAAGACAUGCCUGAAUGCCAUCUGCCUAGCCAGUCCGGAGCUUCUGCUCGACAAGAGCAACGACUAUAUUGUGUAUGCAGUCGACCCAGAAGAGUCUGCUCCUCGGCCCGUAUCGACCAUGUCGAGUCCAUCGAAAUGUGACAUGUCUCUGCAAGUGUUUGUCGGCAAAGGCUUCUUUAGCAAUGGGAUUGCAGAGCCUGGCGACGGUACGUCGUAUGUGACGGGACAAGUGCGUCUGGAGUCUCGGAACAGCUCGGCAUUUAGCUCUGAUGAAGAAGACACUCCAGGUACACAAGUGUUGGAGGUUGUGCUGCGCAUGAAAGAGGCAUCGCAGCGUGGACGUGAGCAAUACCAAAGUAGGAUGCGCGGGAUCGCAUCAUCAUCGACAUCGUUACACAUGCCGACGCCGGCGUCGGCCCCUGUGUCUAUAUCGGAAUCCUCGCUGACGCCCACAGUAGCGGCAGGCGUUCAUGAGCCUGACCUACAUGCCGUCGCCAUCGAUUCUGCACCGGAGUCCUCCGCCCCGACGCCCACGACGCAGGUCUUACAGGUAUUGCACGCAAUGCAGGCACACCAAGGCUCUCUUUCCCAAGAGCAAAAGUCGCAUUUAAUGGGGCUCUUGGGCAUGGUUGCCGGUGCCGUGCAGAGUGGCGCAUUGCCCGCACCGAAAGACACGACGCAGGCCAUCUCUUCAUCAGACACGCCGGGCGAUCGACAAAGUUGGCAUUCAACGCCGUCGCCAGGACCUGCUGCAGCGACGCCCUCAUGUGCACGAAAUGAAGUCAGAAAUACGCGCACAAGCCGGCCAGGCUUAGGCGACAUCCGGACUGAGCUACCGCGCAUCUGCUACAACUGUGGAACAACGCAGGCGACGACAUGGCGGAUCCUCACGCUGCCAUCAGGCAUUACCAUUAAUUAUCCUGCUAGUGAAAGGCCUCCGUCGGACGUUGUGCCACUUACCUGGACAUCAAAGCAUCCGAACAAAGGGCCGAUCCAAUCCAACUGUGAGGCUCGUUGGCAAGCUUGCAAUCCGUGCGGGCUCUACUUUGCUAAGUACGGCGUCGCAAGACCUGAGUAUGUGCGUAAUUUUGUCGCGCGCCCUGGCAAAGAAGACAAAAAGCGAGAUGUGGCACAUCCGUCUCCGCCUGUCCAAACAAAGCGCGCAGAGCGUGCAGAACGCGCUGAGCGAUCGAAGCGUGCCAAGGGAAUGCCUAUGAUGCCUUCGUCGCGCACGGGCUUUACGCGCACACUAAGUGCUGUUGCCAACCGUGAGGCUGAGCGGCUCCAAAAACAGCGUCGACACGACGAAAAUAUGCCUCCAUGGUCGAUACCCCUCGAAUCGACGUUGAAAAGCCCAACACAGAGCAGGUCUUCCCGGACGGGAACAAGCGAUACCACGGUCGAACGGCUUCCGGGAGGCAUGGAGUCAAGUCCUUGCACGGUGUUGCAAUCGCUCUUGUCUGAGACAGAGCCGUCGCGGACGUCUGUAGCGCCAGUAUUGCCGCCGCCACAGUCGCCAUGCAGGAAUGCAUCGACGCUCGAUGAUGCCCAGCUGCCUCCCAUGACGAGCCCUGUGCGCCGAAGUCCACGAAAGCAGCCGCCUGGCACUAUGGCGGAUGUGAACCCGUAUGCAACGAUGCUUCGUUCAGCGUCGUCACCAGUUUCAAAGAAAGUGGGCAGCAGUGCACAGAUUGCUGCUCCGCGAGAGGCGCUCACGUCACCCUCGGAUCGUGCAGCUCACAUGCUACCACCGGUGAAUCCUUUCAUGGGCCUCGCUAUGCUAGACGAUGAUAUUGACACAUUCGGAGGGCCUCCGAGCCCCAGUGCAGGUCGCACCUCGCGUGCCAAGCCUGCUCCGAAACGCGAAAUACGCACGCCAAGCCGACUUCCUAGAGAAGACUCGUGGCCGUCACACUUGCAUACUAGUCCAACGGCCUUGGGCCUAGCUGAGCCUCUUCCUCUUGCAGAGCAAAGCACGUUCAAGGAUCUGUUUGCCGAACAUACGCAUGACCACUGGCUCGGUGCAUGGAAUGCGCCAACGUCGUUGACACCUGCGCCGUCGACAGGUGCACUAAAAUUCGGCGCGCCUGAGCCUACGCCCGAGAACACAUUUCCCGUCAGCGCAUCUGCACAUGCGGGGGGUAAGCCGACAACCGAAUCGACGGCACUUGCAUCACCAACAGCAGACGACCAAGCAACAUCGCCCGCACCUGAAUCUGUACCGUUAUUGUCGGCAACGUCAUCCUCAUCGUCUCUUGUAAAACGACCGCCGCGACGACCGAUGCCUGCUACUGUGGAAGAUGCAUCAUCAUCCCAUUCAGGCUCGCCGCCUGCCACAUCGCCAGAUGUGGAUGACUCGCUAGUGGAUCUCAUUGAAGACCCAUACGGCUUGCUUUCUACAUGUGGCAUAGGCGUGCUGCAACCAGACCGGAUCGCGGAGGAGAACGACCAUACCCACAAUGAGCGCCAGGGGACUACUGGCCUGGUCUUGGGCCAUCCAGACAUAAGCGGAUGCAGUGUAGACGCAUUCCAAGGAAUUGAACUGUACAACGCACCAAGCUUUUCUCAGCAGCUGGAUGCAUUCACACAGAGUGGCCAUCUUGGCAUCGCCGCACACAUGAAUGCAGGUCAAGACAUGAGCACGGCGCUAACGACAGCUGAACCGCAGGUGUUCACGUUUGGUCAUCCAUCAUCAUCUACACAACCGGCCUCUUCACACGCGUCUGCGUUUGCGGGACAGACUGAGACGACAAACCUCGAAUCCUUGCUAGAUGAUCCCACUGUACAAGCCAUGCUACAUUCGUCCAACGCGGGACUGGCGCCUUCUCUUUCACAUAGUGCCGCUGCAGCGACAUCGGCGCCAACGACGCCAACAGCCAUCACAUCGUAG
Messenger RNA from Malassezia globosa CBS 7966, 2973 nucleotides. RefSeq lists its product as uncharacterized. The transcript has a single exon. Gene Ontology annotation, biological process: regulation of DNA-templated transcription. Lineage: Eukaryota; Fungi; Basidiomycota; Malasseziomycetes; Malasseziales; Malasseziaceae. The record is from RefSeq and is a predicted model, not a curated record. Bases 1 to 2973 code for a protein of 990 amino acids. Gene Ontology annotation, molecular function: zinc ion binding; sequence-specific DNA binding.